AUGUUGAGGCAAAGUUUCCUUUUGGUCACAGCAGUGUGGCUGUGUUCGGUUGUGAUCGCAGCACAGGUUGUGCCACAUACAGAAAUUGGUCGGAUAACCAUCCAAGUACCAUUGCUGUCUAAUGGAAAGCCAGUUAUAGCCAAGGAUCAGGACAAGAUGGUGGAAAUUGCUCGAGUGGAAGAGAUAAAACCGGUAAAAAAGGUCACCACGAAUGAGGUGGUAGUGCCGCCGUUGCCGUUGGCUAAGGCCAGAAGUACCAGAGCCAUCAGAGAGUCGUCGUCUGGAGGAUACAAUCACGGUAUUCCCAAUCCAGGCAUCCCCAAUCAAGGUAUUCCCAAUCCAGGCAUACCAAACCGUGGUCUACCCAAUCCUGGCAUCCCCAACGAAGGCAUUCCCAAUCCAGGAAUCCCAAAUCGCGGUCUACCCAAUCCAGGUAUACCAAACCCAGGUCUUCCCAAUCCAGGAAUCCCCAACGACGGUCUUCCCAAUCCAGGAAUCCCAAAUCGAGGUCUACCCAAUCCUGGCAUACCGAAUCCUGGUCUGCCCAAUCCUGGUGUGCCUCAUCCAGAAGCCUCGGAGCAGAUGGCAUCUGUCACUGUCCUUCCACCCGUAAUGAAAAUACAUCGCAUGCCCGCGAGAAAGAGUUGCCAUCACUUGCUCUUUGCCACCAUGACGACUACAUCGCCAGCAAUGCUGUCGCCGCCUUCCACUCCGGAGAAAGAGGACUGUGAUCAGCUAUGCACUAAGCACGAAUACCUGCCAAUCUGUGCCUUCAAUGGCAUCUGUCUGCAUGAGUUCGCCAACGAAUGCGUAAUGGACACAUUUAACUGCAAGCAUCGUGAUCUGGCCUUCCGCAUGGUCGAUGAGGAAGUCUGCCGCAUGGAUCUCUGUGCGAGACGUUGCAAGCCAGAGGAGUUGCAAGUUUAA
Molecule: messenger RNA, 927 nt
Organism: Drosophila willistoni
Lineage: Eukaryota; Metazoa; Arthropoda; Insecta; Diptera; Drosophilidae
Product: MAGE-like protein 2
Exons: 2
Coding region: 1-927 (308 amino acids)
Molecular function (GO): protein binding
Source: RefSeq, a predicted model, not a curated record